AUGAAUUAAGGAAAAUAAUAUGAAAUUCAAGGAUUAUUAAAAGCAGGUACUUUUUAUUUCAAGUAUUCUUAAGGUAUUGAUAAAAAUCAAUAACCCAUUUAUGUAAUGUUGCAUAAUUUGAUUAUUAAAAAUAAAAACGAAGAAGAAAUAGCCAAAAAAUUUGAAUCCUAUUUAUAAUAAUUCAGACCUUUUAAGUAUUAUAUUCAAUUAAUUAUAGAGGCUUUGUCUUAAUUAUAUGUUCUUAAAAUGAUGGAUAAAUGAAUGCAAAAGAUGUUAAACAUUUGAUAAAAAAAACUUUAAAGUAAUUUUUUACAUUAUUUAAGAGAAAGGUGGAAUAAAUACAAUUAAAGCGAAUUGAUAAAUUGAUUAUUAUUAGCAACAAUUAAAAUUAUGGAAAAAAAGAAAAAUCAAUACCAUUUUCACUCAAAAGUCUACUCAAAGAAAAAUUGCAUUUUAUUAACAAGUAUUAAAUAUAGUUACUAAUUUAAGUGCUUCAUUUCUAGAUACAUAUGAUAUUGAAUUACAUUAGUCAAUUUUAAAAUUCUUAUGCAAUUAAAUUGAGUAUUAGGAAUAAUAAUCAUUUUAUGGAAGAGAUUUAGAUUCUUAUCCUAUUGGAUAGUCUGGUCUUCCCAUAUUCCUUGAAGAGAUAAUUAAAUAUUAUACAUAAAAUACUAAUUGUUUACUUAAAGAAGGAAUAUUUCGAUUGUCAGGUUCCCAUGAAGAAGAAAUGAAAUUAGUGGAAUAAUUAUUAUAAUAAAAUUAUGAAGCAAUAUAAUAUUCAGAACCUGAUGUAAUAGCAACAGUAUUAAAAAACACAUUAGUUAAUUUGAAAAAUCCAAUCUUUCCAUUUGAAAUUUAUGCAAUUCUAAGAGAUACUAAUCCUUAAAUACCAACUAAUGAAUUUGUAGAUAUGUUUAGCAUAUUUUUUGCUCAUUUAUCCAAAGUGAAUAGAUUAACUGUUUUCAAAUUAGUAGAAUUUAUUAAAUUUAUUGCCGGUUUUGAAAAAGAAAAUAGAGUAAAAAAUAUAAAUAAAUUUUAGAUGGAUUUACAUAAUUUAUCAAUAGUGUUUGCUCCAUGUUUUUUUAGAACAAAAGAGGUCAAUUAAUUAGACUAUUAAGGAGCAAUGACAGUAGUUUUGCAUUUUAAAUCUUUAAUCCAAAAUAUUGAUUCAUUUUUAGAAUAAUAAAAGAGAUUAAGUUUAUGA
Molecule: messenger RNA, 1204 nt
Organism: Paramecium pentaurelia
Lineage: Eukaryota; Ciliophora; Oligohymenophorea; Peniculida; Parameciidae
Source: the annotation of a GenBank genome assembly